UUUGGUAUUACAUCCGAUGGCCUCCCCUCAAGAGUAAUCAGAAUAGAAAGAAAAUUAUGCACCAUUCAAGGUGUGAUUGCAAAUAUUAGGCAUUCAGAACAUCACCAGAAAUGCAAUGUUGGACCAACCAAAACCAGGCCCAACAGUGUGAACAGAAAUGUCCGCUUCACGUCAAGAGAUGUCUACCUGGCAGAUCAUAUUCCAACCAAAGUUAAGAAUGCGGAUCAAACCCGAACCAUUUCCUCCACCACCACCACUUCCACCACCACCACCAGACCCUUCGGCGCCGGAGCUUCCAGAACCACCACCAGCUCCACGGCCGCUCGAAACUCAAAAAGAGCGAAUACCAAAUUGCACAGGCCCGAACCCAGUACCACCAAACAUCUUAAAACCGGCGGCCAACGCCGGCGAUAUCCUGCUAGGAAACCCUUGCAAGGAAACUGUGUUGAUUCCAAAAAUCCUGCUUUGGGCAUUGAGAUAGCUUUUGGACAAACGAAGCCUCAGCUCGACCCACAUUGUGAAGCCCUCUCCUCCGCAGAAGGAAUCGCCCAAGGCACCACAAAGGGCCUGCAUUCUGGACAUCACCAGAAAUGCAAUGUUGGACCAACCAAAACCAGGCCCAACAGUGUGAACAGAAAUGUCCGCUUCACGUCAAGAGAUGGUGUGAUUGCAAAUAUUAGGCAUUCAGAACAUCACCAGAAAUGCAAUGUCGGACCAACCAAAACCAGGCCCAACUGUGUGAACAGAAAUGUCCGCUUCACGUCAAGAGAUGACAGUCUACCUGGCAGAUCAUAUCUCCAACCAAAGUUUAGAAUGCGGAUAACAUCACCAGAAAUGCAAUGUUGGAUCAACCAAAACCAGGCCCAACAGUGUGAACAGAAAUGUCCGCUUCACGUCAAGAGAGAGAUGAUCAUAUCUCUAACCAAAGUUAAGAAUGCGGAUCGGUCUUGUCAUAAAAUCAUUUUCAAGCUCAUGAUCAUCCUUUUUCAUUUUCUCCUUUUCUUCUUCUUAUACGCACUGUGCUUGAGCUUGAGCAAAAAUUAUGAACAAGAAGAAACUGAGGAAAGAGAAAUAUCUUUUUGUUUGUUCUUCUUGCCUCACCGCUCUCCUUCCCCUUGUUAUAGCAAAUCGAAUACCUUAGUAGAGGAUCUCGGAAACGGACGGAUAAUAUCCAAAGCCACCAGUCCAUCCAAUUCCCUAAACUUCAAUCAAGAAGAAACUAAAGAAAUCGGGAAGCAAAAACAGAAAAAACUCUUUUUGGGACAAACACAUCAUCCUUUAAAGGGUAAUGCCUAUACUUCAAGAAAAUACCUGCACUUUGAAAGAAUCACGUUCCAUAUUAAGGAAAUAAAAUUAGCAGCAAGGACCUGUAAAAAAGAUUUUCGCAACAAAAACGUCUUUUUAGGUCAUCAUCAUAUUUCAUACAUUCACACUAUAGUAACUGGUCAAAACCGGGUACUUGUGACGAUAUUUUGCUCCUCAAGAAAACAGCAUAACCCAUUUCGAUUUGUUUAUAGGCGCACACAAUUAUGCACCAUUCAAGGUGUGAUUGCAAAUAUUAGGCAUUCAGAACAUCACCAGAAAUGCAAUGUUGGACCAACCAAAACCAGGCCCAACAGUGUGAACAGAAAUGUCCGCUUCACGUCAAGAGAUGACAGUCUACCUGGCAGAUCAUAUCUCCAACCAAAGUUAAGAAUGCGGAUACCCGAACCAUUUCCUCCACCGCCACCACUUCCACCACCUCCACUUCCACCACCACCACCAGACCCUCCGGCGCCGGAGCCUCCAGAACCACCACCAGCUCCGCGGCCGCUCGAAACUCGAAAAGAGCGAAUACCAAAUUGCACAGGCCCGAACCCGGUACCACCAAACAUCUUAAAACCGGCGGCCGACGCCGGCGAUAUCCUGCUAGGAAACCCUUGCGAGGAAACUCUUUUGGGUGCUCUGCAAAAGCUUGCCAAUGGUCUCCAGAGACACGAUUUUGUUAUCAGAUUUGCUAGGUGCGGGGCUGCCAUUUUAUGCACCAUUCAAGGUGUGAUUGCAAAUAUUAGGCAUUCAGAACAUCACCAGAAAUGCAAUGUUGGACCAACCAAAACCAGGCCCAACAGUGUGAACAGAAAUUCUACCUGGCAGAUCAUAUCUCCAACCAAAGUUAAAAAUGCGGAUACCCGAACCAUUUCCUCCACCGCCACCACUUCCACCACCACCACUAGACCCUCCGGCGCCGUAGCCUCCAGAACCACCACCAGCUCCGCGGCCGCUCGAAACUCGAAAAGAGCGAAUACCAAAUUGCACAGGCCCGAACCCGGUACCACCAAACAUCUUAAAACCGGCGGCCGACGCCGGCGAUAUCCUGCUAGGACACCCUUGCGAGGAAACUGUGUUGAUUCCAAAAAUCCUGCUUUGGGCAUUGAGAUAGCUUUUGGGUGCUCUGCAAAAGCUUGCCAAUGGUCUCCGGAGACACGAUUUUGUUAUCAGAUUUGC
Striga asiatica is the source of this 2484-nucleotide messenger RNA. Lineage: Eukaryota; Viridiplantae; Streptophyta; Magnoliopsida; Lamiales; Orobanchaceae. The record is from the annotation of a GenBank genome assembly.